UUUCAUUUCACUUAAUUUAUUUUAAUAUGAUCAAUAUGUUGUUGUGAAAAACUUGUAAUAUGUUUUAAAAGGUCAUAAUACAUUAUAUUUUAUUCCCAUCCUCGGUUUACGUCAUCCAACGUUCCGACGUCAAUUGCGUCAGUGCAAGUGAGAGUUCAAGGUUGAGUUUCAAACCACGAGAGUACCCUCAUGUACUCUACGCAGUAGUAUUGGAAGACGAAGAAGACAGGCGAAGAAGCGGCUCAAUCAAGCCUGCCGCCUAACCUGAUGACAAUGGAUGGCUUUGAUGAAGCCACUCGUUCGGUAUUGGAAGCUGCAAGUGUUGACGAAUGCACCUUGAAAGCCCUUAGCCGAGAGGACUUGCAAGACCUUUUUCCUGGCCCUGAAAACUUUCUUAGAAGGAGAAGAAUUUGGGAUUUUAUCAAUGAAAAUUCUGGAAAUAUAGACCAAGAUUCAAGUGCUUGCAGUGAAUACAGGAGCAUGCCCUCAACUACUUCUGCGUCACCAUGCCAGCUUAAGACCUCCACUCCCACAUCAGAUGAGAAAAAGAUGAAGAUGCCAGACCCUCCAGAAUAUGUCGUUUACACGGACUCAGAGUUGGAUUUGGUACGGGCUCAAUAUUUUGCACUCCUUCAGAGUGGGAAGGAAAGAGGCUUCAAGAUGUCGAAGGAGCUGUGUUGCAGACUAAUAAGAAACACCAUAACAAGCAUGGUUGCAAUCCUUCGCGCAAGUCCGAUGGGAAAAGAAGCAAGCUAUCCCUCAAAGCUGGAAAUGAAAGUCAUGUCGCAGAAAAUAAUUGAGUACUACCCCAUGUUGCGUGAUACUGAUCCAAAUAUGCCACAUCUGACGGUCUACACAAAAAUGUUCAAGCGACUCCAGAAUAUGAGAUCCCCAUGCAGGAAGAGGCAGGGCCCAGUUCUUCUGAGAGGCCCAGCAAAGACUCUCUUCAGUGAAGACCAAGACAUUGACACGGAUUUGACAGACACGAGCGGAUCGGCUGAUACAGUCAUUCUUGAGAGCAGUGACGACCUCAGUGAUGACAAUUGCAGUGCAGUGUCCCCAGCACGAGAUCCCCCUGUGCCAAAAAAGGCAAAGAGUGGCACCAAAGCAUCCAUUCCAUCAUCCAGGUCUUCCUCACCGGCACCCAGGACUGCAAUUGCUUCACCAACCAUGCCUGCGAAAGAUGUUGCUGCGUCCCCAGCACGAGAUCCCCCUGUGCCAAAAAAGAGUGGCACCAAAGCAGCAAUUCCAUCAUCCAGGUCUUCCUCACCGGCACCCAUGACUGUGAUUGCUUCACCAACCAUGCCUGCAAAAGAUGUUGCUGCGGGUCUCGACAGUCUGAAGAUGCAGGCCAGACACUACAAAACCUUGAGCAACAUGUACAACAAGCCCAAUGCAAAACCCAAUCAAAAUGAUGUGGCGCAAAUUCUGGACCUCGAGUUCGAAGCCAGACGGGCCUUUAUCGAUUCAGAUGUUACCAAGGAAGAAGACCGACCUGCAAAAAUCCUUGAUGCAUAUCCAUGCUUUAAAGAUGUUCGAAACGCCAUGGAUGAACUACGGCGCAUAGUAGAUGGUACUAACCGCAGAUACAUCGAGGACGUAAGAGGAAGAUGGACAGAAUUCUGCACGAAGGUGCAGUUCUAUAGCGUGUGGAAGGAAGUCCUCAAACCCCCUUUUCCUUUGGAUGUUCGCAGUGUGGAUUUCACACUGGCCCUCUUCAAUGCACUGCCACCCCUCUUCCCCUCAUCCGUUUUGCCACCAAAGAAGCUCGCUUGCAGUGAGGCACUUAUUCAUAUCUUGAAGUCAAACGAAGACCCUGCCCUCUACCUGCAGAAGCGUCCUCUCUGCUCCCCAGUUCUGCUGUUUGAUGGCUCAACUACCAUUGUGGCUGUGGGUAACGUACCUGUUACAACCCUCAAGCAGGAAGAUUUUUCAGAGGGGAUGUUGGUGUUGAUGGCAUACUAUUAUACAUUGCACCUCACAUACCCCAAAUGUGUGGCAACCCUGCUCUCUGUUAUUCAAACGGAGGUCAUUGGUGACGCCCUCCAUGAUAAGGAUGCCACUAGUUCAUACAAAAAAGCAAUGGCCGAGUGGAACGCAUUCAUUGAGAAGUAAAUCUGUCAGUUGUUGAUUACUGAUUGUUACUAUUGCAUUGUUUUGUGUGUUUCACAAGUUAAUUGCUGUUUUUUGUAAUUAUUCAGUGGGUCUAAGGUGUUGGUCUUUGACCAAUACCCCACCGCAAAGUGAAAUUGAGGCAAUGGCUGGGUCACCGGGAAAACUCUCUUGCUCACUUUGAGUGGCUCAGUUUUAUCUCCAAGUGGGGUAUCCCUUAACGCCUGUAUUUCAGGAUACAAUGUUGGAAAAACGCUACCUCAUAAUGGCAGAAUUUAAUUUCCUUUUAUUACUGGGGUCCCAGUACAUCUAAGUUGUUUGUCUUAAACAUGUACCCCAAACCUAAGCGAAAUUGAGUCACUUGCUAUAGUCCCUCGAGUUGUGCAAGUGAGCAGAAAAGUUUUUCAGGUAACCCAGCCACUGUCUUAAUGUGACCCAUCAAAGAGCAGAAUAGAGAGCGCGCUUCUGAAGGUACAAGACCGGGUUAAAACAGUCUUUGUGUUGCCAACCCCCAUCACAGCAAAUAUGCUCAGCAAAGCAAUUGUCACCUAUAUUACCAUCUUAAAGUAGUUGAUGUACUCUAAGGUUACUAUUUCAAGGCUCAAUUUCACCUGGGAGUGUGGUAUACCUAUCCUGUAUUUCAGCAUACAGUGUUAAAAUGCUGCUGCAUAAGGGCUGAGAGAAAUGUGAAGAGAUUUAUUCAAAGCCUGUAUUUCAGGAUGCAAUGCAAAGCAGCAAAAUGAUCUCAAACGUUUUUGCUGCCAAAUUAAAGCUCGAUUUCACCUGGGAGUGGGGUAUCCCUUAAGUUAUACCCAUCCUGUAUUUCAGCAUACAAUGUUAAAAUGCUGCUUCAGAAGGACUGAGAGAAAUGUGAAGAGAUGUAUUCAAAGCCUGUAUUCAGGAUGCAAUGCAAAGCAGCAAAAUGCUGCUUCGUAAGAGGUGGGAAUUGUGAACCCCACCCCAAAGUGAAAUUGAGACAGUGGCUGGUUCACCUGGAAAGCUCCUGCUCACUUAUCCAAGUCUAGGGACUUUAGUGAGUGGCUCAUUUUAAAUGGGAGUGGGGUAUCCCUUAAGAUUUUUCAAAUUCUGUAUUUCAGGAUGCAAUAGUGGAAAAUCGCUACUUCAUAAGGGCUGAGAAUUUAAUUUCCUUAUUUUACUGGCGUCGCAGUACAUCUAAGGUAUUUGUCUUAAACAUAUAGCCCAGUCCCAAACGAAAUUGAGUCACUCGCCAUAGUCCCUGGAGUGGCGCAAGUGAGCAGAAACGUUUUUCAGGCAACCCAACCACUGUCUGAAUGUGACCCAUCAAAGAGUAGCAUAGAGAAGGUCUUUUGAAGGUACAAGACAGGAUCUUAAACAGUCUUUGUGUUGCCAACCCCCAUCACAGCAAAUAAGAUGUUAAUAUAGGUGACAAUUGCUUUGCUGAGCAUAAAGUAGUUGCUGUACUCUAAGGUUAUGAUUUCAACCGUCUGCACUGCCAAAUUGAGGCUCAAUUUCACCUGGGAGUGGGGUAUCCCUUAAGUUUUACCUAUCCUAUAUUUCAGCAUACAAUGUUAAAAUGCUGCUUCAUAAGGACUGUACUCCAAGGUUACGAUCUCAAACGUUUUUGCUGCCAAAUUGAGGCUCGAUUUCACCUGGGAGUGGGGUAUCCCUUUAGUUAUACCCAUCCUGUAUUUCAGCAUACAAUGUUAAAAUGCUGCUUCAGAAGGACUGAGGGAAAUGUGAAGAGAUAUAUUCAAAGCCUGUAUUCAGGAUGCAAUGCAAAGCAGCAAAAUGGCUGGUUCACCUGGAAAGCUCCUGCUCACUUAUCCAAGUCUAGGGACUUUGGUGAGUGGCUCAUUUUAAAUGGGAGUGGGGUAUCCCUUAAGAUUUUUCAAAUUCUGUAUUUCAGGUUGCAAUAGUGGAAAAUCGCUACUUCAUAAGGGCUGAGAAUUUAAUUUCCUUAUAUUACUGGCGUCCCAGUACAUCUAAGUUAUUUGUCUUAAGCAUAUAGCCCAGUCCCAAACGAAAUUGAGUUACUCGCCAUAGUCCCUGAAGUGGCGCAAGUGAGCAGAAACGUUUUUCAGGCAACCCAGCUACUGUCUGAAUGUGUCUGAUCUGUCUAUCCUGUAUUUCAGCAUACAAUGUUAAAAUGCUGUUUCAUAAGGACUGAGAGAAAUGUAAAGAGACUUUUUCAAAGCCUGUAUAUCAGAGUGCAAUGUUGGAAAAUGCCAACUGUGAUUUUGUGUGAACAAAGAGGAAAUAAUAAAUGUUAAAUAUGUUAACAAGUCA
Engraulis encrasicolus (European anchovy) is the source of this 4380-nucleotide messenger RNA. RefSeq lists its product as uncharacterized. Lineage: Eukaryota; Metazoa; Chordata; Actinopteri; Clupeiformes; Engraulidae. The coding region runs from base 268 to 2115 and encodes 615 amino acids. The record is from RefSeq and is a predicted model, not a curated record. The transcript is spliced from 11 exons.